Messenger RNA from Penicillium taxi, 240 nucleotides. RefSeq lists its product as uncharacterized. The coding region runs from base 1 to 240 and encodes 79 amino acids. The record is from RefSeq and is a predicted model, not a curated record. NCBI's taxonomy places the organism in Eukaryota, Fungi, Ascomycota, Eurotiomycetes, Eurotiales, Aspergillaceae. The transcript has a single exon.
AUGGACCCGGGAUUCACUGAUGACAACGCAACUUCGAGGUCUAGGGACUCGGACAAUCGGGCCCAGACUUCCCAUGUCAUUCGAACGAGAAACAGGGCAGACAAGUCAGUCUCAAAUGCAUCAACUAGUGUGAUCGUGAGGUUUCCAGGUAUCGUCCGAAUGAUCUCGCGAAAGAUAUCCGUGCGAUCGCGGGCGCGACCAUCCAAGUUUGUCACGCCCACCGCUUCGUGGUAUGCUUAA